Anoplopoma fimbria (sablefish) is the source of this 1093-nucleotide messenger RNA. RefSeq names its product claudin-1-like. Gene Ontology annotation, cellular component: plasma membrane; bicellular tight junction. The coding region runs from base 202 to 876 and encodes 224 amino acids. Gene Ontology annotation, biological process: bicellular tight junction assembly; cell adhesion. Gene Ontology annotation, molecular function: structural molecule activity. The transcript has 6 exons. NCBI's taxonomy places the organism in Eukaryota, Metazoa, Chordata, Actinopteri, Perciformes, Anoplopomatidae. The record is from RefSeq and is a predicted model, not a curated record.
UUGACCCCCAUCAGACCUCAGACCAGGUCCACACUGAGACCACAUGUCUCUGAAGCUGACCGGACCAACUGCUACAGAGAAGAACCGACAGCAGAGACCCAGAACCUUCAGCCUUCAGACGUUGCAGGUGUCUCCAGGAGUCUCCAGGUGUCUCCAGGUCUCUCCAGGUGUCUCCAGGUGUGCACGGUGACGCUGAGCAGCAUGGCGGUGGGCCUGCAGGUUGUGGGUCUGGUCCUGGGCGUGGUGUCCUGGUGUCUGCAGUCCAGCUGCACCUCCUCUCAGGUGUGGAAGGUGAGGAGUCAGAUGGAGUCGGUCAGCAGCAGUCAGUGGCAGUUUGAAGGUCUGUGGAUGAGCUGCGCCGCCACGUCGCUGGGUUCCCUUCAGUGCAGCCGGUUCAAGACGGUUCUGGGACUGCCGGCUCACCUGCAGGCCUGCAGGGCUCUGAUGAUCCUGUCCCUGCUGGUCGGUCUGGCCGCCGCCAUCGUCUCCGUUCUGGGACUCAAGUGCACCAAGAUCGGCAGAACCCCGGAUCACGUCAAGGACCAGAUCGCCCUGAGCGGAGGAGUCCUCUUCAUCCUGUCCGGUGUCUUCACUCUGACUGCAGUGUCCUGGUAUGCUGCCAGAGUCAUCCAGGACUUCUACGACCCUCUGUAUGGAGGGGUCAGGUUCGAGCUGGGUACUGGUCUGUAUCUGGGCUGGGCGGCCUCCUGUCUGGCCAUACUGGGAGGGUCUUUGCUCUGCUGCUCCUGCAGGAGGACUUCCUCUGCCGCCUCUGCACGGCAGUUUUCAUAUAACUUCUCCUCUACGAGUCAAGGACAGAAGAUCUACAGAGCAGCUCCGGCCUCAGACAGCAGCAGCUCCAAAGCUUACGUCUAGACCGACCAACAGUCUGAUUCCAGAUCAGCUUGUCGGGUUAAAAGACUCCUCUGCACUUUUUUUUUUUUUUUUUUUAACUAAAGGAGUUUUAUUGUCAAUGGAACAUGCUUUAAUUAACGCCUACAUCUUUUUUAUCAGGUCAGAGUUCCAAAACCUUUCCAAACUGACUUGGUCGUUUUAUUUUGAAAAUGCUGUAAAUAAAUGUUUCCUGAAUCUG